CACCCAUGAGAAACUGGGCCUGGAAUCUAAUUAGUUUCCUUUAACGUAACUGACCAAAUUCGAGUGUGUUUUGUUUUUAUGGUGUCAUUGACAAUGUUUUAAUUGAAGAUGACUAAGAACGUUGGCUAGGAUAUGAAGUCGAUUAAGGCCCGGUUGAACUACCGAUUCCGAAAGCAUCUCGCGAUGGACAAGCCGUCCAGCAGUAGCGGUGGCAAUCGGUUGAGCCGGAGCACUUCGAUCUGCAAAAAACCGGCCAUACUACGUAGACAGCUGGCCUCUCAGGAGUUUCAGUUUCCGGCAACGGCGACGGCGACGGCAACGGUCGCCACCACACGCCAACGCCUUUUCUGGGGCAGUCGGCGAAUGUCGACGGCUGUCAAAGAUGAUAAGAGCAAGCCUGAUUCGAACGCCGCCGGAAAGAAGAAGCCAGCUGCAUCAUCAAGGCAAUCAAAUUUUACCCAGACGGAACGAAAUAAGUCGCAACGCAAGAUGAGUGUGCGGAGCACGCGUUGCAAUUCGGUGGCACCCACGGCGCUAGUAAGCAGAGAAAACAUGACGCAAACACCCGGGUCCAGAAGGCCAGAGGACCUGACCGCCCGCUGCAGCGCGACGCACGAGGGGCGCAAGCUACUGCAGGAGCGGCUAAUGGUGCAGGUGGAUUCACUGUUCAAUAUGCUCUUCUCAGCCUCGCCGUUUCUGCAAAGCUUCCAUGAGCGGCGCAGGUCUACCGAUCUGCAAAUGGGCGCCUGGACGCGUAAUGCCGGUGGCCAGAAUCAGCGCACUGUCUCGAUGACUGUGGCACUCCAGGCGAAUGUUGGCCCCAAAAUUGCCAAGGUUACCGAAACACAGACCAUGCUCGAGUGCAGCGAACCCGGCCAACUAUAUUCCAUCGAUGUGCGGAGCAUUAACUCAGAGAUACCCUACGCGGACACCUUCGUCGUCCUGAUGCACUUCUGCCUGAAGGCCACAGUGGAGGAGCACACGGACGUUUUGAUCUUCGCCCAGAUCCAGUUUCUCAAGUCCGUGUGGGCGGUGGUCAAGGCCUUCAUCGAGAAGAACACGUAUGCGGGUCUCGAGGAGUUCUGUCAAGCUCUAUAUAGCGCCCUACUCAUUGAGAUUAGGAAGAAGUAGGCCAGUAGUAGGCUCAAAAUACACUUCAAAAUAGCUAA
Messenger RNA from Drosophila yakuba, 1169 nucleotides. RefSeq names its product protein Aster-A. The transcript has 2 exons. Gene Ontology annotation, molecular function: sterol transfer activity; sterol binding. NCBI's taxonomy places the organism in Eukaryota, Metazoa, Arthropoda, Insecta, Diptera, Drosophilidae. Bases 133 to 1131 code for a protein of 332 amino acids. Gene Ontology annotation, cellular component: endoplasmic reticulum membrane; plasma membrane; endoplasmic reticulum-plasma membrane contact site. Gene Ontology annotation, biological process: intracellular sterol transport. The record is from RefSeq and is a predicted model, not a curated record.